AUGACCUCGUUGUCCAUGACCUUUUCCCUCAAGAACACCUUAGCCUCUAGUGUUCCAAGCACAUCCCUUCAAGUCAAGUUUUUCCUGAAGUACCUGAUCAAGUGGCUCAAACAACGUCCUCCUCUAUUGCUCAUGUGCCUCAAAAGAUCCAACAAGCUCUUCAAUCGAGUGCAUGGUCUAAUAAGAGAGAUAUUAGGGAAAAGAGAGGAGCUGAUUUACUUGAGAGAUGAAGAAGGGGGUACUCCCUUUCAUUAUGCAGCUUACACUGGUUAUGUUGGUGGAUUUCGUAUAUUGUUACAAAAUUUAUCAGAGAAAUCAAACCAAAGUCUCUUAGAACGGAACAAGAAGGGCAAUUUUCCCAUUCAUGUUGCUUGCAAAAGGGGUCAUCUUGGGGUGGUUGAAGAAUUCCUUCGACAUGAAUUGCCCAUUAAUCCUUAUGUUCUGCUCAAUCAAAAAGGUCAAAAUAUUCUUCAUACUGCAGCGAAGAAUGGAAAAACUGAAGUGGUGCAACACCUAUUGCAAAAUCAGAAGAUCGAUCAGUGUGCUAUAAAUCAUAGAGAUAAUGAUGGAAACACGCCAUUGCAUUUGGCUUCCAUAAAUUUAUUUCCAAAAGUUCUGUAUUUUAUAGCACAAGACAAGAGGAUUAACGUGAAUAUCACCAAUAACCACGAUUUAACAGCUCGAGAUAUUGUUCAAUUGGAAUUUAAUACUCAGAAGACUGUUCGAAAGCUUCUAGCCAAUUCGGCUUUGAUCGAAGCUGGCGUAUCCUUGAAGUUAAAUUCCAUGUUGCGUCUUCAACGCCAACAAUCACCCAAAAGGGAUUUGCUUUUAAAAGAUCCCAACACAUUCUUAGUUGUGGCCACUUUGAUUCUCACUCUUACAUUUACAGCUUUUUUUAGUGUUCCAGGAGGUCUAUACAGUUCUGAUGACCCAAAUUCAAAAAAAACAGGGAUGGCUGUUCUGGAUCAUAAACCAGGUUUCUGGAUUUUCAGCAUCUAUAAUACAAUAGCCAUGUUUAGUUCUACAGCUGCAUGUAUACUGAUGUUGGUGGCUCAAACUUUUGACUCUGAAUUGGCACGUAAGGCAACUUUGAUCGCAACAGUGUGUUUGUAUAAUUCCUUUUCAGUAUUGCCAACUGUAUUUUUGGUUGCUUUAAGUCUAGUUCUAGAUAAUUAUUCACUCCGAUCGAUUUUAGUUAUUAUAGGUCUAGUAUGCAGUUUAUUGUUGAUCCCUAUUUGCGUAUUUGGAUUUAGUCUUCUUCUACUUAAUCCUACUGGGGGACGUGCUCUUAGGAGUUUUAUUGCAUUACUACAUUACGACAAUAAGCCAGAGGAUUCCUCUUAUCAGAAAGAGAUCAAGGACAACGAGAAGUUUGUGUAA
This is a messenger RNA of Vigna umbellata (rice bean), 1380 nucleotides long. The record is from RefSeq and is a predicted model, not a curated record. Lineage: Eukaryota; Viridiplantae; Streptophyta; Magnoliopsida; Fabales; Fabaceae.